AAAUCCGCGGUCACAUUAAAUGUAGCCCCCAGAAAUAACAGAUUUUUGGGCAUGUCCGCCGGGAAAAAACCGCAAAUUAGCCACAGCGACUGUCUGUCCUACUUAAAGACUCUCGGCGAUGUCCCGCCCGAAGAGGCGGCCAGCCAAUUGGCACAGAAAAUUGCAGAGGUUGUUGAUGCUGCGCAGGGUGACACGUGCGGUGCAAACCAAGCCGCCCUGAAUAUCAAUUUUCGUGUGUACUACCACAUUCUGGACAAAUACGCCCUCAAGGAUGAGCACUUUGCUGACUUGCCGCAGCGACUGACCUGCGAGGAGCCAAUCGCAUUCCUGAUGCUGCAGUCCGUGCUGCUCACCGAGCACUGGAAGCGGCUGGAUGCGGAUCUGCUGGAGGAGAGGUGCAUAGCAGCCAUACUGGCUGCCCUGGCACAGAACAACCUCAGUCUGAUACCCGUGCUGAAGGCCACCAAUCUCCUGGUGAAGAAGUUCCCGCAGCUGCAGCUGCUGCCGCUGAAACUGGAGCACUUUUAUCACUGCCUGCAGCGUCAGAGCCAGACGGGAUCGCGCGAGGAGGCCCUGACGCUGUUCAAUCACUGCUGCAAGCAGGAGAAGCGAGCCUUCUCCUACUUCCGCCUGAUCAUGCAGUUCUGGCCGUGGACGAACCGCAAUAAAUAUUACCUACUGAGUGGCAUACUCAACUGGCACUCCCUGCCGGACCUGCUGGCUGCGAGCAACCAAAGCGAGUCGGAGUUCUUCAGUGGGUUGCGGCUCAGCCUGAGCUACAAGGGUCUGCGGGCGGCCAGCCAGUAUCCGGUGAAGAGUCUGAGCAAUCAGCGAUCCCCCGUCUUGCUGGCCGGCAGUGUGGAGCUGCUGGUCAAUGGCAGCGUGGCCGAGAUACAGAACUUUCACUCGCAGUGGUUCCUGCGCAUCCAGCAGCGCAACGAUCUCUUCGAGCUGCUACAAUUUAAUCCGCAGAUUGUGGAAUUUCUGGCCUGCUCCGAGGAUGUGCGCUCGCCCAACGACCAACUGCGCCUGAUACUCAUCUUCAGUAUGUUCGCGAAGGAGAUUUACGCCACCUCCAAGUUGCAUUUUUUCAAGAUUAGCACCGAACUGCUGACCAACUGCAGCCAGUUCGAGACGGAGGCCCAGCUGCUGGUAUUUCGGUUUCUAGUCGAGAAUCUGCCCAACUUUGCGGUCGAGGACUGCCUGGAGUUCUUCUACAGCUUCAUCGAACGCCAUCGGGGCGUGGAAAGCUCCGAGUUCCGCAACACAAUACUGGGCAAGAUGCCCACCAUCAUUAACCACACGGCCAAGCACUUCCACAAGGUGAUCAAGGUGGACAACGGCGUGAGAGUGGAUGGCCUGGCGCAGAAUAUAAAGCGCUUCUUUUCGCAGCUGCAGGAGCUGAUCGAUCGGGACAUCCACAGCGAGGUCUAUCAGCCAAAAAUCUUUGCCCUCAAGCUGCUGGAAAUCCUCAACAGAUCAUUGUACGCCGACCAUGUGGCCAAGAAUGCCAAAAUGUGCAGCACACAGCAGAAUCAGCAAAUGGGCGCCUUCCUGCUCGAUCGCAACGUUUUCCAGCCCCAAGUAGUGGCCCAGCAGCUGUUUGAAACUCUGAACAAUCCCCAAGGCUUUGACGAUGCCCUGGAGCUGACCGUCUCGCUGAUCAUUCAAUUGGGUUACGUGAACACGGAUCAUUGUGUGACCCGUUGCCUGGCACUUUGCUCCAGCUCCGAUGUGGAUGAAUGUGCCCUCGUCUCGCUGUAUGCCCAGCUGGCUGUCAGAAGCCAACAGGAAGCCAGCUGCCUGUACGCGGAGUGCGUUAAGCGAUUGCCUGAAAAGCUGGAAAUCUACCUAAAAGAUCCCCUGCUCACUGCCAAGACGGGAGGCAAUCUCUUUCCCUACCUCUGUGCGCUGGACGAGGUGGUCAAAGCAGGAGGCGGCGUGGCCAAGGAGUCUGGAAUCGAGGAUCUGUUGCCGCUACUCGAGCGCAUUCUGAAUGGCAUCUUAAAGUUUCUGAAUCUGUCCAAUGCCAGAAAGCAUGCGGGGGAGGCAGACACGGCACCCAGUUUCCAGGACAUGGACGAGAGCCUUCAGCUGCUGGUCAGCGAGAGCGCAUUUGAUGCCAAAGAGGAUGCCGAGGCCUGCGGGAAGUACCUGCUGAUGAGCUUCUGGCUGACGUUGAAGGGCUGCUGCGACUUGGCCGCCAGCAUGGGCUGCUCCCUGCUCCAAACGGAUGCGGCCCCCCAUUGGGGUGCGCUGCGCCGUUGCCUGGACAUCAAUGUGGCCGUGCUGACCCGCUGCCGCCACAAGGGCGCCAUUGAGUCUGGCGGCCUGAGCAUUGGCAGACUCACCCGCGGCAUAACCAGCACGCUGAAGAGUGAGGAUAAAGGAUUCCAGCUGCUGCACGAGUGCCUCGAGCGGGAGCUGCUCGCCGAGAGCCGGCAGGUGAGCACCACACGGCGUGGCGCCGGCUUUGCCAUCAUGUUCCUGCACGUUCUGAAGAACGACGAUCCGCGGCAGCGUUUGCUCUUGCACCGCGCCGUGCAGCAGAUACUACAGAGGCUUGGAGAGACUGCGAGUCGUCCGACGGUUGCUGCUGCUGCCACAGACAGCAAUCACGACCGUUGGGAGGCCCUGGUGCUGCACUAUCUGUGCGUUCUGGUGCGCGACACGGAGCUGAGGCCGGCCAUGAGCAAAUACUACAACGAGAUUAUGAUGGUGGCCAUGGAGCACAUCGACAACGCCGAGUGGACCAUCUCCAAUGCGGCCCUGCAGCUGUUCGGAGCGAGUCUGGGCAAGCUGGUGGGCCAGCGACAGGCCACAGAGUUCGAGACGCGUCCCGCCUGGGAGCCCAGCGAGCUGAACUACGACGAGCUGGCCUGCCUGCUGCCCAGAGCCUGCGAGCACAUGCUGGACUGCUGCGAUAGGCGCGAGGUGGUCACUUCCUCCAUUAUACUCUUCCUGGGAUUCCUCUCCAAAGUGGAGCACCUGCGCACCAGCGCCCGCACAGACGUAGACCCGAGACUGCGACGCUUUCGUCGCCUCAGUUGGCGCCUGUUGCGGCACAGGUGCGAGCAAGUGCGUCAGCUGGCGGCCACCUGUUUUGUGCGUGCCCAUGAGUUCCGCAGCGAUCUGCCGGCGGCGCUGCUGGCCAGCGCCAAGCUGGCGGCACAUCUCAACAAGGAGAACUUCUACGAGGGACUGCUGUACACGCUGACGGCGGGCGUGCACAAGCUGCAGCACGAGGCACGUCACGUGUGGAGCGGUGAGCGGCUGGAUAAGUUCUUUGACGAUCUGGUGACCUCGCUGGAGGUCACCGAGCGAGUGCGUCGCUUCAAGCCAUUUACACUGAACGUGCUGCUGGAGCUAUUGGAGCUGCUUAAGUCUGCGGAUAAGGCGGCGCUGGUGCGGCAGCUGCUGCUGGAGCUGGAGCAGACACCGGCACAGAGCUCGCUCCCUAUCUAA
Messenger RNA from Drosophila obscura, 3465 nucleotides. RefSeq lists its product as uncharacterized. NCBI's taxonomy places the organism in Eukaryota, Metazoa, Arthropoda, Insecta, Diptera, Drosophilidae. Gene Ontology annotation, cellular component: cytosol. Gene Ontology annotation, biological process: tRNA methylation. The transcript is spliced from 2 exons. The annotation marks the transcript as partial. The record is from RefSeq and is a predicted model, not a curated record.